UUUUUUUUUUUGGUAGUUUUGUUUUUUUGUUUUGUUUUGUUUCUUUUUAAGAAAAACAAGCAGUGUGCUGAGAGCUGCAACCCCUGUGGGAGGUGUUCAGCCUUGGCCGGAGCCGCCUGAGCCCCCCCGGGGCCGGGAGGCUGCGCUGGCCCGGGCUCAGCCUGAGGCUUUCUGGGACAGCCAUUCCUGACUCCAGCCGGUGUCCGGGCGGCUGUGGAGGGCAGAGCCGCGGCAGCUCCGCUCGGACCGGACGGCACCGACAUGGCUCUCCGCGGAGCCUGCCUCCUCCUCUGCCUCCUCUCCCUCGCCCAGGUCGCCGACCAGCAGAACGGCAAAGCCCGGCAAAAACCGGCCGCUUCCAAGAAAGAUGGUGUGAGCCUCAAAAUGAUUGAAGACUUGAAGGCCAUGAUUGACAACAUCUCUCAGGAGGUUGCUCUACUGAAGGAAAAGCAAGCGCUCCAGACAGUUUGCCUGAAAGGCACCAAAAUUCAUCUGAAAUGCUUUCUGGUGUUUUUGGAGACCAAGACAUACCACGAGGCCAGCGAAAACUGCAUCUCUCAGGGCGGCACGCUCAGCACGCCCCAGAACGGGGAGGAGAACGAUGCCCUCUAUGACUACAUGCGCAAGAGCAUCGGCUCGGAGGCCGAGAUCUGGCUGGGCCUCAACGACAUGGCCAUGGAGGGCAAGUGGGUCGACAUGACAGGCAGCCCCAUCCGCUACAAGAACUGGGAGACUGAAAUCACCACCCAGCCCGACGGCGGCAAGCUGGAAAAUUGUGCGGCUUUGUCGGGGACCGCCAAUGGCAAGUGGUUUGACAAGAGGUGCCGAGAACAGCUGCCUUACAUCUGCCAGUUCAUGAUUGUGUAGCGGCGGGGCCUCCCCCUGCUCUCCCAGCCCGGUCUCCACCCUGGGCAGCAGGAUGAUGAAGCUGUAGCUGUGUGUACACCUCCAUGUCCAUCUGCACACCCACACGCACGUGUUCACUCCGUAGAGUCACCCUUUGCAAAGAGAUUCGCCACGGCUCACUGUCGGGUUAUAGAGCCCUAGAGCAUUUCCUUUGGCCACAUCCAGCCCUGUUUGCAGCUGCACUGCUCUUCCUAAGGCACAAUUCAUAGAUAUAUAUUUUUUUACACAGGGAAUUUAUUAGGACAGCUCAGUUGUUCCAGCAAAGAACCAGCAGUCCAGCCUGGCACACAGCUGCCUCGGCUGCCUAAGGCUGUCCAGAGUGUCUUUUCCCAUUUUGCUGAGCUUUCUUGGGACACCAGUAUAGGCAGUUUCUGCUUUCUUCUCUUGUUUUGCUUCCCAUAAGCCCUGGCAGCAUUUUGUGAGAGUUCCGUGUUCCUCACAGUGUUCCAGUUCAGCCUUGUGAGGAUCAAGGUCCUGUCUCAACGAGCAGAGGGAGUUGCUCCUGCUUUGCAUUGAGAGAUGCAAUUGGGCUUAUUUGGCAGGGUACCAGGGUGCGACUAGUCAAAUUACAUGUAUGAAUGAAUCAGCAAGUUACAGGCAUGUUUGGUCCUCUUCUCACCAGCCAGAAGCCAGUUUCACUGACUUCAGUGGGGGAGCAAGACCCACUGCCAGAUCCUUUGAAAAAAAAUGCCCAUCAAAACUUUAUUUGUGCUGCAGUAUCAAGGGGAAAGCAGGAAAAACUUGGAGCAUAGUUAAUCAACAAUAUUACUAGAAAUAGAUGUAUUACAUAAAUAACAUAAAUGUAAUAUUCUUAGGGAGUAUGUUGCUAUAUAAAAAUAACCAUAUAUUUUUAAAAGCCCCGGGACAACUCACUACAGCAGCUUUAGGAAUGACCUGAUCUGUUUACAUGAUGGGAAUCCAGAUGAACUAGUCCAGUCUUUGCUGGUUCUUGGCAAACAUAAAUCUGCUGAGCACUGUUUGUGCCAAUAUAGUCAUGCCCACCUGAAGGUCUGACCUCAGUGAUUUUUUACUGAGAAGAGGUUUAAAGUAAAAAAGCAAAACAAAACAAAACAAAAAAUAAAACAAAGCAAAAAAAUCCCAACAAAACCAGCAAUGGUGGGAAAGAAAUGCAGGUCACCCUGGCAGUUUAACAGAGCUUUUCUGGCUUUUGGCUAUAAGAUGUCAGUGGCUCUUUUCAGUCCAGUGUUUAGUAAUAACCCCUUCAGUUUGGGUCACACACCCUGUGCUUCCAGGUUGGAGGUGUCACGACAGGAUCCUGCCCAUGGGACAGGUAUUCCAAUUUGCUUCUGUGUUGAAAAGCAGCAUGGUGGUAGGUCUUCCAAGCAAUCAAGUCUGAGCCAAGCUGGAAACACACACACACACACACACACACACACACACACACACACACAAACAAAUGCAGAGUGCACGCUUCUGAGGUGGUCACUAUUGCCAAACUCUCUGCUGUUCAAAUUACUAUAAAAUAAAAAUAUAGCUUGCUGAAGGAAUGGAGUUGUGUCAAUGUGGUUGGAGUGCUUUCUUCUACUUGUCUUUCUCUUCAGAGUAGCUCCAGGGAUAUAUCUGAAGGCUGGAGAUAACAAAGGCAGAGGGGAAAAUAAAGGAAGUGAAAGCCUCCCACCCUGUAAUACGCUUUAUAGGAUUCUCCCCCUCCUGCCCCGUUAUCAUCUCAGUCACAUGCUAUACACAGGAUAUAGGCAGGGAAUCCUUUUAUAGGAAAAUAAGAUUUCCUUCCUUUCCUGCCUUGCUGCUGGGAAAUUUCAUUCUGAAAUACAAGCUAGCCCAGAAGGAAGGUCCCUCCCUCAGCCCUGUUUGGCAGCAGUAGUGGUGCUGAGGGAGGUGGCACCUCAGGUCCCAGUAUGGAGCCAGUCCUUCCCAGGCUGCCUCCCACUUCCUCUGCAAUGAGCAGAGCUGCAGUGGCACCAAGAGUCCUUCUCCUUCACUCACUGAGGUGGUGAUGACUUCUCUCUCCUCUCUGGCAUCCCAUGUAGGAGAGAAGACCAUCCAUGUAGAAGACAAUGCCUCACACCAAUCUGAAGUUUCAGCUGCUGCAGAACUGCAUGUGAAGUUAGGUCACUUUUGCACAGCCCUUCAGUGAGCUUUACUUUGGACCCUGCUCCUGGCAUUUUCCAAGACUCUCUGCUGUAGGUUAUGAUUACACCCUACAAAUCAGCUUGUCCCAAUAUAAAUCCUCUAGUUCCUUUGGCAGAUGUUCCCUCCAUGUUUUGAGAUACACAUGAAGGCAAAGCAGCAAUGCUGGAAGCGUUGCUGGCUUUAAUCCUGACGGGUCAUAAACCACAAGGUCUUAAAAUACAAAUGUGUGGUUGGAGAAAUAAACAGGGCUUUUAUGGAAAGAGGAACAGUGUGAAAGCCAUGGACUCUGCAAUGCUGAGCUUCAGGGAAGUUGUGGGUGCUAGAGCUGGACAAUCUUGGUAUGGAGUGUGAAUCUGAAAAACAGCCAUGGAGAUGGAUGCCAAAUGAUAUUCCCAGAGAGGAUGUGAAGAAGUCAGUCUGUCAAAUAUAAAAAAUAACAAGUCACUCUCAUCAGAUUUCUUGCUCAUAUCUCUCUAUUUUCACAAAGCUAAACUCCUGCCAGCACCAUUCCUCAUAGAUGUUUUGCUCUUCUGAAGCUGGGAGGAGCACAGGGAAGGGUGGCUUUGCCCCUGCUGUACUUGUUGGAUCCAGGAUGACAAAACUGACCUUGUCAUUUCAGUGCUACAUUUAUAAGUUUCCUGUUAUUCUUGCAAUUUUCUUACUGUACAAUAUGAACUACAAAUUUUCUUUGAAAAGCCAAAGAGGAGGAACUUCUAUAAGAUUCCUCAUCCUUGCUUACCACAGCAAUGUUAUUUUAUGUGUUCAGUCCUGUAUUUUGUGGUCACAGGGAUGGAGGGAUUGAAUGGGGGACAGCCGCUGGCUGCCUCCACAGGGAAGCUGUCCUGAGCACAUGUGGUCCAUCUGCUGGGGGCCAGAACAAGCAUCACUUUUUGGAUCUUCCAUGUAAUCCUUUGGCACUCAAGCAAGAGUGGAACAUCUGCUGUCCAUGAAGUGUGGUCUCAACCAAAGGUUUGCAGACUAAUGGAAAGAAACCUCAGCUCUUCCCUGAGGAAAAGGAAAUGUGGAAGUGAUCAUGUCUGAAACAAUGUAUUGUGAUGCCUGCAAUCCCUAAUCAACUUCAUGUUAUUAAAAAUAGAGGCUGUUGUGUAAGACCUUGUGCCACUGGUGGCACUGCUCAGCUGCCUGUGGCUCUGUGACACAGCAGAGGAAAGAUGAAACAUGAAAUGUACAUAUAUUUAUAAAAAAAAAUAAUUAAAGUUACUGGGUGAGCCUA
Messenger RNA from Taeniopygia guttata (zebra finch), 4252 nucleotides. It is a transcript of the gene CLEC3B, whose product is annotated as C-type lectin domain family 3 member B. The record is from RefSeq and is a predicted model, not a curated record. Gene Ontology annotation, biological process: bone mineralization; ossification. Lineage: Eukaryota; Metazoa; Chordata; Aves; Passeriformes; Estrildidae.